This is a messenger RNA of Xiphias gladius (swordfish), 5122 nucleotides long. RefSeq names its product complement C3-like. Gene Ontology annotation, molecular function: endopeptidase inhibitor activity; protein binding. The transcript is spliced from 43 exons. The record is from RefSeq and is a predicted model, not a curated record. NCBI's taxonomy places the organism in Eukaryota, Metazoa, Chordata, Actinopteri, Istiophoriformes, Xiphiidae. Gene Ontology annotation, cellular component: extracellular region. Bases 3 to 4979 code for a protein of 1658 amino acids.
GGAUGAGUAGGACUGAGCUGUGGCUGCUGGCCUCUCUGGCCUUUGCCUCUCUAAUUUCUCUGGCUGAUGGAUCGCCAAUGAAGGUGAUGUCUGCUCCGAACCUGUUGCGCGUAGGAACAGGAGAAAACAUCUUUGUGGAGUGUCAAGACUGCACCGGAGGAGACAUAAGGGUUGAUAUCAAUGUGAUGAACCAUCCAACUCAAACCAAAAGGCUGGCAACUACAUCUGUGACCCUUACCGCAGCAAAUAAAUUCCAGGAACUUGGGCAAAUAACGAUCCCUGUGGGAGACUUCAGCAAGGAUCCCAACAUAAAGCAGUAUGUCUACCUGAAAGCUCAGUUCCCCGAUGUAGAAUUGGAGAAAGUCGUCCUAGUGUCCUUCCAGUCCGGCUACAUCUUCAUCCAGACGGACAAGACCCUCUACACCCCCAACAGUAAAGUUUAUUACAGGAUGUUUGCACUGACACCCGGCAUGGAGCCCGUAGAGAGGAAUGACCAAACCCAAACUGAUGCUUCCAUUGCCAUUGAGAUUGUGACUCCUGAAGGCAUCAUUUUGCCUGCUGACUCAGUCUCUCUGAAAUCAGGGCUCCACUCAGGAGAUUACCAACUUGGUGAAAUUGUCAGUACUGGACUGUGGAAAGUGGUCGCCAAGUUCAACAGCAACCCACAGCAGAGCUUCUCCACAGAGUUUGAGGUCAAAGAAUAUGUGCUGCCCAGUUUUGAAGUGAAACUGACACCUGCAAGCUCCUUCUUCUACGUGGACAGUCCAGAGCUCAUUGUCAACAUUAAAGCUACGUAUCUGUUUGGUGAAGAGGUGGAUGGGACAGCAUACGUGGUAUUUGGGGUUGUGCAUGACGGUCAAAAGAAGAGCUUUCCCAGCUCUCUUCAGAGAGUGUUGGUCGAGAACGGUAAUGGAGUGGUCCAGCUAAAGAGACAGCACAUCACACAGACCUUCCCAAACAUUCAAGGACUGGUGGGGGAUUCCAUAUUUGCAGCUGUCAGUGUGCUGACAGAGAGCGGUGGUGAAAUGGUGGAGGCAGAGUUGAGAGGUAUCCAGAUUGUCACAUCUCCCUACACGAUCCACUUCAAGAAAACAACCAAAUAUUUCAAACCAGGAAUGUCCUUCGACGUUACGCUUGAAGUUUUGAAUCCUGAUGAAACUCCAGCACAAGGUGUUCCAGUGGUGUUGUAUCCAGACAGGGUGCAGGGUUCCACUGCAGACAAUGGCAUGGCAAAGCUUACCACCAAUACAGAGGAAAGAAUGGGAAGACUGGAAAUCACUGCAAAGACCAAUGUUCCUGGUAUUUCAGCUGAAAGACAAGCAUCAGCCACCAUGGUAGCUCUCCCAUAUCAGACUAAAAGCAAAAACUACAUCCACAUAGGUGUGGAUACAGCAGAGCUGAAAUUAGGAGACAAUCUGAAAAUCAACCUCAACCUCAACAGGCAGUCAAAUCAAGACACUGAUAUCACAUACCUGAUCCUGAGCAGGGGUCAACUGGUCAAACAUGGCCGUUACAGGACAAAAGGCCAAAUACUGAUUUCCCUGAUAGUUCCCAUCACCAAAGACAUGCUGCCAUCAUUCCGAAUCGUAGCCUACUACCAUCCAAAUGACAAUGAAGUGGUAUCAGACUCCGUUUGGGUGGAUGUCAAAGACUCCUGCAUGGGCUUGCUGAAGUUGGAACCAUCAAGACCUGCUCCGUCUUAUGAGCCUCGCAAGAUGUUUGGUCUGAAAGUCACUGGAGAUCCAGAGGCCACAGUGGGAUUGGUGGCAGUUGACAAAGGCGUCUACGUCCUUAAUAACAAGCACCGCCUCACCCAGAAGAAGGUGUGGGACAUUGUAGAGAAAUACGACACAGGCUGCACACCGGGGGGAGGAAAGGACGGCAUGAGUGUGUUCUACGAUGCCGGGCUGUUGUUUCAGACCAGCACUGCCUCUGGGACUCCCUACAGACAAGAAUUGAAAUGUCCGGCCCCCAACAGGAGGAGACGAGCCACUACUAUAAUGGAAGUUACAACCAGCUUAGUGAGUCAGUAUAGAGAUGAACUACAACGGGACUGUUGUUUGGAUGGCAUGAGGGAAAACCCCACUUCAUACAGCUGUGAGAUUCGCAGCGAGUACAUCUCAGACGGUGCAGCCUGUAUCGAGGCCUUCCUGCGCUGCUGCAAGGAGAUUGAAAGUCAGCGAGCUGAGAAGAAGGAGGAAAACCUCCAACUGGCUCGCAGUGAAGAAGAAGAUAACAGUUACAUGGACAGCAAUGAAAUUGUUUCACGCACCAAAUUCCCUGAAAGUUGGCUGUGGUCAGACAUCAAACUGCCUGCUUGCUCUCGACAAACACCCAACUGCGAGUCCACAUCAUCUGUGAAAAACGUUCCUUUGCAAGACUCAAUCACAACCUGGCAGUUCACUGGCAUUAGUCUGUCAAGAACCCAUGGUAUCUGUGUGGCUGAUCCAUUAGAGGUAAUUGUCCGGAAGGAAUUCUUCAUUGAUCUCAGACUGCCGUACUCUGCUGUCCGUGGAGAGCAACUGGAAAUUAAGGCUAUCCUCCACAACUACAGCCCUGAUCUUGCCACUGUGCGUGUGGAUCUGAUUGAGGAGGAGCAUGUGUGUAGUGCAGCUUCUAAACGUUCAAGGUAUCGUCAGGAGGUAGAAGUCGGGCCUGAAAAUACCCGAUCUGUACCCUUUGUCAUAAUUCCCAUGAAAGAAGGCCAAUUCCGCAUUGAGGUCAAAGCAGCUGUUAAAGACUCAUCGCUCAAUGAUGGAGUCAUGAAAAUGCUGCGGGUGGUGCCGGAAGGCGUACUGGUUAAAUCUCCACAGGUUAUAACUCUAGACCCCACUAAAAAAGGCGUAGAUGGUAGACAAGAAGAAAUUCUCAACAGUGGAAUUAAAAAAAAAGAUAUGGCUCCGAACACACCUUCGAGCACACAGAUCUCUGUGACAGGGAGGGAGCAAGUAGCUGCACUGGUGGAGAAUGCCAUUAGUGGGAAUUCUAUGGGUACUCUGAUCUACCAGCCAUCAGGCUGUGGAGAGCAGAACAUGAUCCACAUGACCUUGCCUGUCAUUGCAACCAUUUAUUUGGACAAAACCAACCAGUGGGAAACUGUUGGCUUCCACAAACGUAAUGAAGCCAUCCAGCACAUCAGGACUGGCUACCAGAAUGAGCUCACCUACCGUUUAAAGGAUGGGUCUUUUGCUGUGUGGCCCAAGAGCAAAAGUAGCACCUGGCUGACAGCUUAUGUUGUCAAGGUGUUUGCCAUGGCCUACAAUCUGGUGGCAGUGGAAAGAGAAGUGAUCUGUGACGCAGUGAAGUUUCUGAUUCUCAACACACAGCAACCUGACGGCUUGUUUAGGGAAGUUGGAAGGGUGAACCACGGAGAGAUGAUUGGUGAUGUCCGUGGCACAGAUUCCGAUGCCUCCAUGACGGCCUUCUGUCUCAUCGCCAUGCAGGAGUCACGCACACUAUGUGCUGACACUGUCAAUAGUCUGCCGGGCAGUAUAGACAAAGCAGUCACCUACCUGGAGAGGCGCUUGCCUGACCUCACCAAUCCAUAUGCUGUUACUAUGACAUCAUACGCCCUGGCCAAUGAAAACAAACUGAACCGAGAAAUCCUCUACAAGUUUGUUUCCCCAGAGUUGAGCCACUGGCCUGUACGUAACACAAAUAUCUUCAAACUUGAGGCCACAGCUUACGCUCUUCUGGCUCUGGUCAAGGCCAAGGCCUUUGAGGAAGCCAGACCUGUUGUGAGAUGGUUCAACAAACAGCGGAAGGUGGGCGGUGGCUAUGGAUCAACUCAGGCUACCAUAAUAGUGUACCAGGCUGUAGCAGAGUACUGGGCCUCUGCCAAAGAACCAGAGUAUGAUCUGAAUGUCGACAUCUUGUUGCCGGGCAGGGCAAAGCCUGACAAGUACAACUUCAACGCUGAGAACAGCUAUGCCACGAGAACAUCUAAAAUCAACGAUAUAAACCAGAAUGUGAAAGUGACUGCUACAGGAACAGGAGAAGCAACAGUGACAAUGGUGUCGCUGUAUUAUGCUCGGCCCGUAGAGAAGGAGAGCGACUGUCAGAAGUUUAACCUGUCAGUGGAGCUCCGCCCAGACAAAAUGGAUGAGGAUGAGAAGAUAUACAAGCUAAGAAUAGAGGUUUUGUAUAAAGACAAGGAUCAUGAUGCAACUAUGUCAGUCUUGGAUAUUGGCUUGCUAACUGGCUUCACCGUCAACACACAUGACCUGGACGCAUUGGCCAAAGGACGUGCCCGGUCCAUUGCAAGAUAUGAGAUGAACAAAGUCCUGUCAGAAAGAGGCUCGCUGAUUAUCUACCUGGACAAGGUUUCUCACACACGACCAGAGGAGAUCACUUUUAGGGUCCAUCAGAAGCUGAAAGUGGGCGUCCUACAACCAGCGGCUGUGUCUGUCUAUGAAUAUUAUGACCAAGCACAUUGUGUGAAAUUCUACCAUCCAGAUAGGAGGGCUGGACAGCUACUGAGGCUCUGUAGAAAUGAUGAAUGCACAUGUGCUGAAGAGAACUGCAGUAUGCAGAAGAAGGGCAAAAUCAGCAAUGAUCAGCGCACAGCCAAAUCUUGUGAGAGUACACCAACCAGCAAAAUAGACUUUGUGUACAAAGUGAGUCUGGAAGAAUUUAAAGAUGAGUUGUCAACUGACAUUUACAUAAUGCGGGUACUGGAAAUGAUCAAAGAAGGAAGUUAUGAUGUGGGUCCUCUGGGUAAACUGCGCACAUUCCUCAGUUAUCCGCACUGCAGAGAGACUUUAGAUCUGGUGAAAGGCAAAGCAUACCUUAUCAUGGGCACCUCCAAAGAUAUUCACAGAGACGACACCCAACAAACGUAUCAGUACGUGCUCGGUGAGAGAACAUGGAUUGAGUACUGGCCCACAGAGGCAGAGUGUCAAAUUGAGGAAUACAGACCUACCUGUCUGGGCUUAGAGGAGAUGGUCCAGCAGUAUGCACUCUUUGGAUGUCAGCAGUAGAGAAACUCAAGGAAAUACACUGUCCUUUUCAAAUUGUUUUUGUUUUGCAUUAUCAUUGUUGUGUAAAAAUUUCACUGCUAUGAAAUAUAAGGAAUUCAAAAGUACAAUGUUACACUGUGUUGAUUAAAACGUAUUGGUAUUAA